AUGGUUGCUGCGAAGCGCAAGUUGCUCCGACGCGUGCCAAACCACUUAACGCGUAUCAGUCAGCGGGUCUUGGCGCUGUCUCUUGCUUUUCCCGUCUUCCUUCACUUUCUGAUCUUCUCUGCUGUUGAGGUCAAUUCAAUCGAUUGUCUUUCUCUUUUCACCGCGAACUCUGACCUGCUUCGCAUGUGCGGGGCCUUACUUCUGCCCCCGAUGCAGCAGUCAUUCGAUCUCUCCGACUCCACCGACUGGCACGAGACGCCUCUGUCUCUCCUCGGGCCGCUCGAGACGUCACUGCGCUGUCAAGUCUGCAAAGACUUUUACGACAAUCCGGUUAUUACCUCGUGCAGUCAUACGUUUUGCUCGUUAUGUAUCCGCCGCUGUCUCAGCACCGAGGGCAAAUGCCCCGCCUGUCGAAGCUCUGACCAAGAGCUCAAGCUGCGCCGCAAUUGGGCCGUUCAGGAGCUGGUGGACAAUUUUACGACGGCACGCCCGAUUGUACUAGAUCUUGCACGGAAGGAGGCUGCGCGUCUUACGCGUGGAAAUGAUCAGGUAGAGGGACCAGCGCCGAAGAAACGCAAGGCCGGUCGAGUGGAGCAAGAAGAGACACCGGUGCCAGAAACCAGCCCGCAAAGGGUACGUACUCGAUCUCAGAGGACAAAAGCAAACCCGCGGGAGGAGGUCAUUGAGGACAGCCAAGAUGAGGAUGACAUAACAGGUAUGUGGUGUUUUACCAUGGAUCAAGUUGCCGGGGACGAGUCUAAUGUUCUUGCAGAGGACGGUCUAGUGGCAUGUCCAAUUUGUCUCCGGAGGAUGAAGGAUGAAGCAGUGUUUCAGCAUCUCGAUACCUGUACAGGAGAGCCGGCUCCACCAAAAGCUGCAUCCUUCGGAUCCCUACAGCCGCAACCCCGCCACCUUCCAAAAUCCACCGGAAACCCCCCAGAGAGAAUCCCCGCCAUGAACUAUUCAAUAUUGAAAGAAACGACCCUGCGGAAAAAGCUUCGAGAGCUUGGCAUCCCAGAAUGGGGGCCACGAGUCCUUCUUCAGCGGCGUCAUACGGAGUGGAUGAAUUUGUGGAAUGCGAAUUGCGACUCGAAAUUCCCCAAAUCCAAACGAGACCUGUUGCAUGAACUGGAUGUCUGGGAGCGCACACAAGGGGGUAAUGUGGCUGCACCGUCACCGUUUGUGUCGACGGGGACAGUGAUGCGCAAGGACUUCAAUGCCGCCGAGUGGUCUGCAAAUCACGAUGAUGAUUUCAAACGUCUGAUUGCAAAUGCGCGUAAAAGAAACGAUGCCAUAGUUAGAUCGACUAUCCCUGGAGCAUCGGCUGCUUCGUCUGGAUCCGAGGACCCUUCCUUGGAACAGCCCGACGCGACAUCAAAUGCAACGAGGACCGUACCAGAGAUGCAGGAAGUACCAGCCGAAGUGCUUCCGGUGAACGGGAGCAUCGAUUCCCGCCAUACUUCCAACCCGUCUGGAUGA
Messenger RNA from Penicillium alfredii, 1479 nucleotides. It is a transcript of the gene rad18, whose product is annotated as E3 ubiquitin-protein ligase RAD18. Gene Ontology annotation, cellular component: Rad6-Rad18 complex; nucleus. Gene Ontology annotation, biological process: protein monoubiquitination; DNA damage tolerance. Gene Ontology annotation, molecular function: ubiquitin protein ligase activity; single-stranded DNA binding. The coding region runs from base 1 to 1479 and encodes 492 amino acids. Lineage: Eukaryota; Fungi; Ascomycota; Eurotiomycetes; Eurotiales; Aspergillaceae. The record is from RefSeq and is a predicted model, not a curated record. The transcript is spliced from 2 exons.